AAAUAGCGUCAGAAGGAUGUGGGAGAAGAGAGAUGUUGCUGCCAGUGGAAAAAGAACAAUGUUGAGGCAACUCUCCCCUGUUUAUCUUCAGCGCAGGCUUCCAGUCUGGGGAUUACAGGCACAUUCCCUUUGGAUUUCUUGCUCACUGAAGGAUGCUCUGUUCUGACGGCACUCCUGCCGUACCAACAGCGAGGACUACUGGACUUUUUUCACUGUUUCCACCUACCUGCCAGAGAGCCACUGAUCUAGCUAGCCAGAGGAGCCCAUGGAGUCCAUCCCUGUGGUAGAUGGUCCACAUCCCAUUUGUGCUUGGCAAUAGACUGUGAGGCAAAGAGAUUAGAAACAUUUGCAGCCGAUCAGCUCCAUGGUUUUCUGACUUUAUCAAGGCUGUGAUUUUUGGCAUCUGAUAAAGAGAUGACCCAGGAACAGUGCCCUCAUAGAAACAAUGUCCAAAAUACUGAAAAACUGCAAGUGUAUAAAGUGGGGAUCUACGGUUGGCGGAAACGUUGCCUUUACUUCUUUGUCCUACUCCUCAUGAUCCUCAUAGUGGUCAACCUUGCUCUUACCAUCUGGAUCCUCAAAGUUAUGAACUUCACUAUAGACGGUAUGGGUCACCUGCGUAUCACAGAAAGAGGCCUGAAACUGGAGGGCGAUUCAGAAUUCCUUCAGCCGCUGUAUGCCAAAGAAAUCCAGUCCAGACCAGGAAGCCCAUUGUUCCUGCAGUCUUCUAAGAAUGUGUCUGUCAACAUCCUCAAUGAGAAGAAGCAAUUAGUAUCUCAACUCGUUGCAGGUUCUCAUGGAGUUCACGCAAGGGGCAAAAUGCUGGAGGUAAAAUCAAGUGCAGGAAAGCUGCUCUUCUCUGCUGACGACCAUGAGGUGGUAGUUGGUGCAGAGAGAUUACGAGUUAUGGGAGCUGAGGGUGCCGUGUUCAGCAACUCAGUGGAGACCCCGCACGUGAGAGCUGAGCCCUUCAAAGAGCUACGGCUGGAGUCUCCUACACGUUCCCUAUACAUGGAGGCACCUAAAGGAGUGAAAAUAGAAGCCGAUGCAGGUGAUUUCCAAGCAACCUGUAGGAGUGAUUUACGCCUGGAGUCAAAAGAUGGAGAGAUCAGCUUGGAUGCCAAGAAAAUCAAACUUCUACGUCUGCCAGAGGGAAAAGCCUCCCCCUCUGGAACUAGACAGACUGUCUUUGAGGUGUGUGUCUGUCCCAAUGGAAAACUCUUCUUAUCACAAGCAGGAACUGGCUCCACUUGCCAGAUCAGCAGCAACUUAUGCCUCUAGAUAUUCAUAAGAUCCCUUCCACACAUGCACACAAUUACAAUACACUCAUACAUACAGAGGACUCGUUUCUCUUGAAGAAUCCAGUGUUGACAAGAACUAAAAAGGAUUUACUCAAGAUCCAUGAAAAUACUUUGUAAAACAAUGUUUGAAUGAAAAACUUUCAAGGUGAUCACCAGAAAACCAUUCAACACAUCAUGACAGUCACCAUUCCGAUGCAUACCUCACUUUUACUCAUUAAAGUCCUUUUUUCAAUCAGAAUCAAUAUAUUUUUUGCUGAGGAAAGUACUGUGGGUGCUUUAUCUUGUGUACACCACAUAAAUAUGACAGUUUUCUUCUGUCUUGAGGUCAAAACUAUUUGUAACAUCAUAUUUUGUAUUAUUACCCAAGUUCUACAUCUACAGUCCUCCAUCUGGGAUGCCUCUCAUGACGUGAUCACCUAUACCCAAACUGUGCUUACACUGGGAUAUAACCCAUGCACCCACUCUGUUCAAAAAGAACAGCGCCUGUGCCUUAAUUCAAUGCACUCGUGGCAAGAAGCACACCCCACUGACUUUUAUUUAGACAAUGAGACUUGCAUUUAAGUUACUUGCCUUUUGCUCUCACAAAUUAACAACAUUUUUAUGCAGCUUAAUUGCAUAAAAAAUGUUGAGAAACCAGUGACCCCAAACUCAUGCAGUAUGUGCUAAUUUCUGCUUUAAUUUGUAAAAGAGAUUAUAAUAUUUCAGAUUUUGUUUCAAGAGAAAAGAAUAUUUCAGAUUUUGUUUCCAAGUUUGUUAUUGGCUUGCCACACAAUGAAGAAAGGCUAAGACUGGGGGAAACACUUUCUUUAUAUGUGGAUGUUUUUUAAUGUUUUUGUGUGUGUGUUAAGAAUUUUGCUCUUAUUGUACAAUUGACCUCUAAAAUGUGCUAAACAAACCAGAGACAUUCAAACCAAAAAGCAAAGCUGUCAUUCUGUUGUAUAAAAAUAAGCUUUUGUAGGAAUUGAACAUUCACACUUCCCAAUUCACAAGAUUGUGUUUAUACAUACACCACCAGUCAAAAGUUUUUGGACAGUAAGAUUUUUAAUUUUUUUUUUUUUUAAAAGAAGUCUCUUCUGCUCACCAAACCUUUAUUUAUUUAAUCCAAAAUACAACAAAAGCAGUAAUAUUGUGAAAUAUUUUUACUUUUUUAAAAUAACUGCUUUCUAUUUGAAUAUAUUUAAAAAUGUAAUUUACUCCUGUGAUCAAAGCUAAAUUUUCAGCAUUAUUACUCCAGUCUUCAGCGUCACAUAAUCCUUCAGAAAUCAUUCUAAUAUGCUGAUUUACCGAUCAAGAAACAUUUAUUAUUAUUAUUAUUAUUAUUAUUAUUAUUAUUAUACUUUCUAUUCAUUAAAUUAAAAAAAAAAAAAAAAA
This is a messenger RNA of Labeo rohita (rohu), 2672 nucleotides long. It is a transcript of the gene sgcd, whose product is annotated as sarcoglycan, delta (dystrophin-associated glycoprotein). NCBI's taxonomy places the organism in Eukaryota, Metazoa, Chordata, Actinopteri, Cypriniformes, Cyprinidae. Gene Ontology annotation, cellular component: sarcoglycan complex; sarcolemma. The record is from RefSeq and is a predicted model, not a curated record. Bases 415 to 1281 code for a protein of 288 amino acids. Gene Ontology annotation, biological process: cardiac muscle tissue development; heart contraction. The transcript is spliced from 8 exons.